AUGGCGGGCGCUCCUCAAGAUGACAGAGACGUCAUCAAGAAUGUUAUCGGACAGAUUCGCGACAUCUAUGUAGACAUCAUCAAACUGCGAAAUGAAGAUCGCGCAAAGUACAAAGAAAUGUGCAUGAAACUCGACGCACUUGAAAAAGACGUAAAGCGGAAAGCGGAAAGUGCGGUCUCCCGACUAAAUUGUUUUAGAGAUCGGCUCGAACGAAAAAGAGAAGGAGACUAAACAAGUCGAAGGUUAAGAAGUCGUCACAGUCGAAGAAUUCGACACCUUUGGUCAUCAGAAAAGAGUCACAAUCGAAAGAAGAUAACAAAAAAGAUCAGGGAACGCCGAAGACGUUGCAGAACGACGAAGACGGGAAGCAGGAGAAAGAUAAGGACGAAUGA
Caenorhabditis sp. 36 PRJEB53466 is the source of this 392-nucleotide messenger RNA. The record is from the annotation of a GenBank genome assembly. Lineage: Eukaryota; Metazoa; Nematoda; Chromadorea; Rhabditida; Rhabditidae.